CUCGUGCGCAAACCUGAGCUUGCCGGAAAAAUUUCCCAACCUGAACUCGAAGGGCACGGGAAAAAAAAGUAUCGCCUGUGGAAGCAAGUUGUUGCGCAGGCUCGACAACACGCCGCCAGCGCCUCGGCCAACUCAAUUCGCCGCCCUCUCCGUGCUUGAUCCAGCGACUGGCCGAAAAAAUGGUGGUGGUCAACUAUCUGCUCUUUGAGAGCGCCGUCGGCUUUUCGCUGUUCGAGGUCGUGCACCAGGCCGAUACCGUCGGCCUGGAGCUGCCCGAGGUCAAGGAUGCGAUGAAAAGCCUCGACAAGUUUGGCAAGAUGGUGCAUUUGCGUAGUUUCAACCCGUGGACCUCUGCCGCCCAUGGCUUGGAAGCGAUCAACCUCAUCUCCGAGGGUAUCAUGCCCGAGCAUCUCAAAAACACCCUCGAACUCAACCUGCCGCAGACCAGCGGAAAGAAGAGCAAGAUCGUGCUGGGAGUUGCCGACAAGAGGCUAGCCGGCGAGAUUACCGCGAACUUCCCCGGCGUUCAGUGCGAGGCUGCCGACACCUCCGAGGUCGUUGCGGCGCUCCUGCGUGGCAUUCGUCUCCACGCCAACAAGCUGCUCAAAGGUCUCCAAGAUGGCGACAUCAAGCGCGCACAGCUCGGUCUCGGCCACGCCUAUUCCCGCGCCAAGGUCAAGUUCAGCGUCCACAAGAACGACAACCACAUCAUCCAGGGUAUCGCUACCCUCGAUGCUCUUGACAAGGGCAUCAAUCAGGGCGCGAUGCGUGUGAGGGAGUGGUAUGGCUGGCACUUCCCCGAGCUCAUCCGGAUCGUGUCCGACAACAGCACCUACGUCAAGCUCGUUCUGGCUGUCGGCGACAAGAGGACACUCACCGACGAAAGCGUGGACGAUCUCGCAAACGUUCUCAACCAGGACCUGGACAAGGCUCAGGCCAUCGUUCAAGCUGCCAAAGUCUCCAUGGGACAGGACAUUAGCGAGACCGACCUAGCAAUGGUGAGGGACCUUGCGUCCAAUGUCUCCAAGAUGGCCGAAUACAGACGCAUCCUCGCCGAGUCACUCGACAAGAAGAUGGGCGUCGUCGCCCCCAACCUUCAGGUCAUCCUAGGCACCUCUGUUGCGGCUCGCCUCAUCUCGCACGCCGGUUCCCUGACCAAUCUCGCCAAGUACCCCGCCUCGACCCUCCAGAUCCUCGGCGCCGAGAAGGCCCUCUUCCGGGCGCUCAAGACCAAGGGCGCGACGCCCAAGUACGGCCUGCUUUACCAAAGCUCCUUCAUUGGGCGUGCCGGCCCCAAGGUCAAGGGCCGCAUCUCGAGGUACCUGGCCAACAAGUGCUCCAUUGCCAGCCGCAUCGACAACUUCUCGGAACAUCCGACGAAGCGAUUCGGCGAGGUCAUGCGUGAGCAGUUGGAGCAACGGCUCGAGUGGUACGCCAAGGGCACGAAGCCGAUGAGGAACACCGAGGCGAUGGAGAAGGCUAUCAAGGCAGUCCUUGCGGAUGGUGACGACAUGGACAUCGACGACGAAAUGAUCGACCACCCACACCCCAAGGAGGCGAAGGACAAGAAGGAGAAGGAAGGCAAGGAGGAGAAGAAGGAAAAGAAGGAGAAGGAGGGCAAGGAGGAGAAGAAGGGAAAAAAGGAGAAAAAGGAUAAGAAGCGCAAGAGCGUUGGCGGGGAGGACGUCGAGAUGGUGGACGUCAAUGGUGACGGCUCGCAUAAGAAGAAGAAGAAGAGAAAGUCGGGGGCAGCCGAGUAGUCGGCCCACCGUCUUUGUCUUGGGUAUUCUUGGCACAUUUUUUGCUCGGUCUUUGCUCUACUUUCCUCGGAGUUCUUAUGCGGGUUCGGGGUCGGGCAAAUGGAGUUAUUGGGUUGUGGGCUUAGAUGC
Messenger RNA from Thermothielavioides terrestris NRRL 8126, 1889 nucleotides. RefSeq lists its product as uncharacterized. The transcript is spliced from 2 exons. Gene Ontology annotation, molecular function: snoRNA binding. NCBI's taxonomy places the organism in Eukaryota, Fungi, Ascomycota, Sordariomycetes, Sordariales, Chaetomiaceae. Gene Ontology annotation, cellular component: box C/D methylation guide snoRNP complex; small-subunit processome. The coding region runs from base 180 to 1760 and encodes 526 amino acids. The record is from RefSeq and is a predicted model, not a curated record.